UUGAAAUAGUGAACGUCAGGUGAUUAUAGUGGCACGUUAUUGCUUGCAGUAGUAACACACACGCACAUAGUGUAUUGUGUUAUUCCUUACGCGUUAUUAAAUAUACAACUAUCUGGUUCAUUUGUUUGUUUAUCGCUCGUCCUGUAAUGGCGGAACAGAUCACGAGAGAAGAUGCGUUGAGACGGGAGGGCUACAGACAUGCGUGUCACAUUAUGCUGUACGGAGACUCAAGUGCCAAACUCUUCGGGAAAAUCCCAAUCAAACAUAUAGUACUGAUUACUGUCAUUCAGAUGCAGAUGCGUUUUGAUGGCUUGCUGGGUUUCCCAGGGGGAUUGGUGAACCCGUCUGAGGAGACGCUGGAGGCGGGGCUUAGCAGAGAGCUCCACGAGGAGGUGGGCGUGGCUGUGCCUGUGGGCGUGGACAAUCACGUGUCCUCCUGUCUUUCUCCAUCCUGCCCUCGGCUCAUCACGCACUUCUACGUCAAGAAGAUGACAGAGUCAGAGCUGAAAGAGAUGGAGAGAGCAGCUGUAGCUACAGCCACAGACCAUGGUUUAGAGGUAUUAGGUAUGUUCAGAGUGCCCCUCUACUUCCUCAAGAAUGGAGGUGGUCUCCCCUAUUUCCUGUCCCACUCGUUCAUCAGCAACUCUCGGGCCCAGCUGCUCUCUGCCCUGCAGCGCUGCGGGCUGCUGUCCCAGGGGGAGCUGGAGAAGGCUGUGAGACAGGCUGAGCAGAUGAGACUCACACGCUGUGGUGAUCCACACUGACAUCAGUUUACACAGCGGUGCCUUUUCACCCCUGGGCCACAGCUACAUCACAGUAGCCCAACCCCCCAUUGCCAGUAGAAACUCCCUCUUGUCCUCACCCUACCCUCCGUUCCUGAUUCAGCCAUAUACAGCAUGUACUCUCUGAAGAUAUCCUGUGUCUCAGAGGAUCAGACCGGUUUAAUAUGCCUUAACUGUUAAUCAAAAAAUUACUAACAACUCGUGACACUAGAUUCACUUAAUUGGGAUUGUUAUUGUUUGGUAGUGUCUUUAUGUCCAUAUUUGGACAUACUCUGGGAUGUUGCAAUAAUUAUACCUCAUAACAAUUUAAUUUGUUGUUAAUAUAAACCCAUAUAAUUGGCAUAUGCAAAUGCAUAAUAUAUUAUUUAUGAAGAGGUGCAUAAGAGACUUACACGCCAUACUGUUUGUUGAAUUUAUCAGAUCUGUUUAUGAGAGUUAGAUAUUUGCAAGAGAAAUUGUGCAUGCUGGUUUGACUAAUAAACAGCAGACCGCAUAUAAGGCUUAUUUUUUUAAGCAAACUUGUAUCAAAGCUAAGGUUUUAAUCACAGCACACUUGCAGUACUUAGAAUGGCCACAGAGUUGCACUACCAGACUUCCCCUUUUACAAGCAAGUCUAUAUAUCUGGCUGUAGUUUAAAGCUGCAGUGUGUAAUUUCAGUGCCACUUGUUUCAAUUGUAAAAUUGUAUUGUAAAAAAUAUUUGAUGGAAUUGUAAAAAUAAUGACUGUUUUUCUAAUCUGCCAUUGGUUAGCAAACAGACAGUCCCAUCCCAAACUCACGCCAUUGGUUGCACCAGUGUUGCAGACUACAAACAGUUUUACUAGAGCUUCAGUGUUUACACACUGAAGAGAAAUUUACAAAUGGCUUACUUAUUGUCUUACAUAACCUUUAGUGUUACAUGACAUUAUAAUUGAGAAAACUUUGCAUAACACCCAUCAAUAAUGAAAUGAGAGUACAGUUCGUUUUAACUCUCAUUUCAGCUUCCCCUUUCUUGUAGGAAACAGUUCCACAGGAUUCAUGACUUUCAGAAACUCCAUUACUCAGAUGUCUUUCAACGACAUGUCCAGCUCCUAUGAUUGAUGCAUUUUCAGUAAUUCACUGUUCUAUUAAAUUAUUACGUUAAGAUGUAGCGUAAUACUUUAGUGCCCAUUUUGUUUAAAGUAGGAAUUCACCACUGGCAAGAUGGGUUUUAAUAAAAAUUGGGUGUCUGUACAGUAGAAAUGCAAUAAAAAAAAUCUGUAGUUUUCACUAAAGCCCUGAAGGUGUCAAAAGGGUUACGGAUUACGUCGUUUGCUGACAAAAAGUGGGGAUAUCUUGGUGCAAGUAACAGAAAAAUUUUGUUCAUAUACUACCGACACUGUAACAUUACAAGGCUAGUUAAAAAUUGGCAAACUUACCCUUU
Sinocyclocheilus rhinocerous is the source of this 2182-nucleotide messenger RNA. Its product is annotated as U8 snoRNA-decapping enzyme-like. The record is from RefSeq and is a predicted model, not a curated record. Gene Ontology annotation, biological process: mRNA catabolic process; sno(s)RNA catabolic process. Lineage: Eukaryota; Metazoa; Chordata; Actinopteri; Cypriniformes; Cyprinidae. Gene Ontology annotation, cellular component: nucleus. The transcript is spliced from 4 exons. Bases 147 to 764 code for a protein of 205 amino acids. Gene Ontology annotation, molecular function: phosphodiesterase decapping endonuclease activity; snoRNA binding.